Molecule: messenger RNA, 995 nt
Organism: [Torrubiella] hemipterigena
Lineage: Eukaryota; Fungi; Ascomycota; Sordariomycetes; Hypocreales; Clavicipitaceae
Source: the annotation of a GenBank genome assembly
CGGCAAGACGAUUGAUAAAAUGACGAAGAUUGGAAUUAACGUUGACAAAACGUGAAACAAACAAGCACAGUCAAAACAUAUGAGGUAAAAAGGGAAAAAAAUAGUAUACAAGUCCAUGUACACCCACGAUAUAUAGUAGACAAACGGCGGUCGCCCACCACACCUGUGUAAAGGCUCUUUGAAAGUCUACCCAUCUUUGAAUAUGCAAAUCAUCCAAGCAGCAUCUAUUCUUGUUGCCCUCACGGCCGCUCCGGUCGUUGCCGGCAAUCGCUUCUUCUCCCCUGGUUCGUCGCUAGCCAUCCGUAACAGCUGUACGUUCAAUAUCCACGUAUGGCGACAGACGGAUAAGUUGGAAAAGCUCCCCGUGAUUGGGCCCAACAUCACCAUGUCGGCGACAUGGGAGCCACAGCAACGUGCUCAGCGCGUCAGCUACAUCUUCAGUCGCGAGGAGAAGCCCAAGACGGAGCGUGUUUUCCUAAACUAUCUGUCCAAGAGCUCCAAGGACAAAAUAGGUGGCAAUGCCCACUUAUAUUCCGACUUGAAGAACCCCUUUGAGGGCACCAGAGCUUCCCUGAGCAUGUCUGCCGCGCGUAUCGGCACGGUCUCGACGAGCGCCGCAGCAGCCGCUGGCAUGCGCAUUGGCGCCUGGGUCUCUCGAAAGGAGAACGAAGACGAUGAUUUUGUGGAAAACAAUGAAUUCGUCAGUUUUGGUGCAGAAUCGAUUGCUCUCGGCGCAGAGUUCUGCUCCUCAGCCGGCGAGCAGAUCGAAUGGCUGAUGGGGGCAACGUCCGAGGACUCGUGGGAGGUGCUAAAUGCUAUGGAGGAGAAGACGUUUAGCGACAAGGGUCUCAUGGAGAUAAAGGGCAAUGCUAUUUAAAUGAAAAUAGCGAAUAAUUAUUUUUACGCAUCAAGGGUAUAGGCCGGAUGAUAACUUGCAACUUCCUAUAGCUUAGCUUGUACGAGACCUUUACUGAACUAUUCAUCAGAGGCUUGAG